Messenger RNA from Electrophorus electricus (electric eel), 2787 nucleotides. Lineage: Eukaryota; Metazoa; Chordata; Actinopteri; Gymnotiformes; Gymnotidae. The record is from RefSeq and is a predicted model, not a curated record.
CUGAAAAUGGCCGAGUCAGAAGAAGAGGUGGACGUCUUGGUGCAGAGAGUUGUCAAAGAUAUCACUAACGCCUUUAAGAGGAAUCCUAAUAUAGAUGAGAUUGGGCUCAUACAGUGCCCCGAGGCCCGCUACAACAGAAGCCCCAUCGUCUUGGUUGAGAAUAAACUAGGAGUGGAGAGCUGGUGUGUCAAGUUCCUGCUGCCAUACGUGCACAACAAGCUACUGUUGUACCGUCAGCGCAAGCAGUGGCAGGACAGGGAAGUGCUGGUGGACAUCACUUGCACGCUACUGCUGCUAAAUCCAGACUUCACUACUGCUUGGAAUGUCAGAAAGGAGCUGCUUCAGCAUGGUGUGCUGAAUCCAGAGAAAGACCUCUAUUUGGGAAAACUGGCACUGACCAAGUAUCCCAAGAGCCCAGAGACAUGGAUACACAGGAGGUGGGUACUACAGAGGCUGCACAGGGAGUGCUGCCCGUCUCCAUCGGACCAGAAGGAGCAGAGGGGCCAGGCCGAGGCGUGGGCCAACGGCAAUGGCCCGGGUCACGGCGAGCGCCUGCAGAGGGCCCUGCACGAGGAGCUGAGGGUGUGCGCGGACGCCGCCAGCCGCUACCCCAGCAACUACAAUGCCUGGUCUCACCGCAUCUGGGUGCUGCAGCACAUGUCUCAAGGCAGCGUGAAGGUCCUUCAUGACGAGCUGUCCUCCACGAGGCUCUGGGUGUCCAUGCACGUGUCUGACCACAGUGGCUUCCACUAUCGGCAGUUCCUGCUCAAGGCCUUGCUGGGUGAGCUGGGCCAGGCCCACAAUGGGUCCCAGACUGAGAGCCUCCACCCCCCGCUGGAUCCCCGACCAGCGGCACAGUCUAACGGAGAGGCCGGGGCCUGUGAGGCGGGCCUGACGGACGACCCCCAUGCUGACACCAUUCCUCAGCUCUUCCGUGAGGAGAUGGAGCUCUGCACUGACCUCAUCGAAUCGUACCCCGGCCACGAGACACUCUGGUGCCACAGACGGCACGUGUUCUAUCUGUGGGACCGCUGGCAGAAACUCAGUCAGGGGACAGGGUCCUUGUCCCCAGCUGUUACCGACAGCAACGCCCUCCUCAGCGAGGUUCGAGACCCGUGCGAUGAGCUCCAGGCCUCCCGGGCCAUGGACAUCGACUGCGUACAGGAUGGCAGCAAACACGGAGGCUACACGCAGGACACGAAACGUCUGAAGCGCGGGCCCGUCUCUCCGUGGCCCGGACUGCUCUCUGAGCAUGCCUUCAUCUCGCAGGUCCUCGGCACCCGCUCCACCCCGGAGCAGGGCCGCUUCGCCAGAGCCUACAGGAAGUGGUUGGACUCCGUCAUAGGUCAGUAGUGUGAGAAAUGCCUCCUCCCCCCAGAGGUGGGCGAGCCACGAUAGGCCAUCUUAGUUCGGGCACCACUCAUUUAUGUCCCUGCCCGCUGAAAAUGGUUUGGACUCCAGUUGGACAGAGAAGCUCAUUGAGUGAAUUCCCCUUCAUGAUGAAAACCACUAGCAAGCCUUGGCAGAGUACAGUUCUGCUCUAGCUGACGUGCUACGCCCACUUUAGUUCAGGUACUUGAUAUCUCAGGUCUGUUCCGAAAUGUCGUUAUUUACGACUUUUUAUACCAUUUAUCUUUGUAAUCUUCUGGUGGUUUUGUUUUGGUUUUUUUCCUUUUCCUGUUCCACGACUGCAGGAUGUGCACACGUCUUCGGUUUUAGAUCUUCUGUCAAAGGACUUUGGUGCACACCUGAGAGUUUAUGCAGCCCAAAGUGAUCCUGACCCACUUUCUCUUUUUUUUUUUUUUUUUUUUUUUUUCCUUCUUUUUUUAUGUUUAAUCAAGAGCAGACAGGGCUUGGGUGCCUGUCUGCAGCUCCUCUUUUGAGCUUUUGUACUGACGAAUACAAAUCUCUGAGCGUUUUUGCUCAGACUCAGCAAUGUGAGCACAAUCAAGGGUUUUUAAACGACUCGAAGUCUGUCUAGCAGGUCAAGCCAUUUCUAAGUGAGACUAUUAAUACGUUUGUGUGUAGCUAAUAAACAUGCAGUGGAAACGGGCAGUGCUUGCGAGGUUUUUAAGGGUUUAUUUCCCGGUUCCUCAUCUGCCCCUGCAUGAAUGGAGCCCGAGCUUCUCACAUUUAACUUUAAUCUCGGUGAAGCACAUGGCAUUCUCAUCGCAUGCUAAAAACAGUUCAUCCGGACAGAAACACCAAAUGCUGUCUAAUGAAUGUCAGUGUUUAAGCACAAACAGCGAUUUUGUUCAUUUUGUUUGUUUGUUUGUUUGUUUGUUUUAAUACUCUUUUACAAAGGUCUCACACAAGCAUGGCUUUUCCUUAUGAAGGGGAAUUUCAGCAUUUGUGGUAGUGCGCGCCUCGUGUGCGUGUGAAAUUGUUACUUUAUUAGAAUCCAGUACAAGCUACCUAGUUAAAGUCUAACACUCGCUAAAUGGUGCUCAUUUUUUCGACGCCCGUGAAACAAGGCUUUAACGUGCCUGGGUUGACAUGCUGCUUAACUUUAAACGAUACUUUUGAACUAAGUUUAUGCAAAACACACAAAAAAAAAAUAACUUUUGUAUCCUGAUCUAAAAUUCAUGGUAGCUUUACUUGUCAUGAUUUAUUAUGUUUAAGGACAUUCAUAGUUGAGCCAGCCCUCUUUCAGUACUGACCUGUAGUAAUAACUCUUCACAUUGAACUUUAACAGUAGCAGAAGUAAUAGCACGUUUCUCAAGGUCUGUUUGUUAGAAACACACAAGCAAUAUGACCUCAUCAAUCUUAUGGAUUACGUCGCUUCUA